AUGUAAAAUCAAGUGGAUCUAGACAUUGACACAGGUCAAUUUGAUACUAUGGAGAGAGACUUUUAAGAAGUGUUAAAAGAUUUAGGCACUGAUUAAAAUCUAGAGAAAUUUCGAUCUGAGUUUGAUAAACUUUAUCGGUCGUUGAAAAUCAUUCACGAGAAUUAAAGACGAUUAAUCAGCAAAUGUAGGGAGUAUAAUGCUGAAAUCUCUUAAAAUGCAUCAAAAGUAUUCAUGAAUUUAACAUUAGAUUCAAACUGUUUUAAAAAUGACAGCUGAUGAUUCUGCUGCUAUUUAAUAAUUGAAAACUCAAUUAGAAAAAGCAUAUAAGGUGUUAGAGAUUUAAUAAGAGAGGGAAGAGAAACAUAAAUAAAAGAUAAAAAUCUAGGAAAAUGAAAUUAAGUAAUUGUUAUAUUAUUAUAUAUAGAUAACUCAAUCAAACAAUUGAAUAAAGUAAAGCUUUAAAUUCAGGAUAGACUACAACUGUACAUGAGUUAUUAUAAAGGAAGUAGGAACUGUUAAAAGAAAAAGAAAUAUUAUAGAUUUAAGUAUUUGGAACAAGAUCAGAAAAUUAAUCAAUUACAGAUAGAAUUAAGUCUUUAGAGACUUCUAAGGAAUCAGUUAUGAAAGAAUAUAAAAUAUUAUAGCAAUAGAAAUCUGAAUUUGAGGAGAGAUUAUAAAAAGAUGAGGAUGCAAAAAAUGUAACUUAAGCAGAAUUGGAGAAGAUUAAAAAAGAUUUUGAUUCUUUGAAAGAGGAUGAAAAGUAAUUAGGAAAUGAAAAAAAGAAAUUAAAAAGUGAAAUUGAGAAGGUGACAUUAUAAAAUAGUGUUAAAACAAAAGAGAUUGAAAAUUUUAAAUCAGAAAAAAAUAGAGUGGAUAAAGAAUUAAGGGAUACAAAAGAAAAAUUGGAUUCUGUGGAGAAAAUAAAUGAAUAAAUAGAAGAGAAGAUUAAGGAUACUAGAUUAUAGAUAGAAUUGUUUGAAACAGAAAUUGCAUAACUUCAUUAAAAAAUAAAUGAAGGAGAAGAGAAAAAGAAAAAAAUGACAGAAUUAGUGAAAGAAUAAGAAGAAUUGGAAUAAAAAAUUGAAGAAGAAAAAUUAUUAGCUAAUAAUGGAUUAAAUUAAUUAGAAGAUGAAAUUUAAGUAGAAAGAAAAUAAGCAUAAGAUGAUAGAUAAGUGAUUGAGGAUUUAAGAAGGGCAAGAAAUAUAUUAUAAAAAGAAAUUGAUAGAUGUGAUAAUAAUAAUAAAAAAAUUGAAGAAGAUUUUAUUGCUAAAUAAAAAUAUUUAAGUGAAAAAUAAAAUGAAUUAGGUGGUUUAUAAAAGAAAAUUGAUUAUCUCAAUAAGAAAAUUGCAAAUGUUGAAAGAGAAACAGAAUAAUAAUGUUUAUAAUUUUCAUAAGCAUAAACUAAAUAUUUUCAUUCAUUAGAUGAAAUUAAAUUAAAAGAUUCAUUAAUUAGUGAAUUCUAAAAAAAGAAUAUUGAAACUGAAGCUAAAUUAAAAUAAUAAUAAAAUCUAUAUGAAACAGUUAGAAGUGAUAGAAAUCUAUAUUCUAAAAAUUAUACAGAAAAAUAAUAAGAAAUUGAAAAAAUGAGAAGAAGUUAUAAAAUAGUAAAUCAUUAAAUAUCAUAAUUAAAAGAAGAAAUUGAAGCAAAAGGAAAUGCAUUAGCUAAAGAACAUUUAGAACAUAAAAAAAAGGAUAAAACUAUUGAAGAAUAAUCUAGAGUAUUAGAAAAAUAUAAAACAGAUAUAGAUGAAAAGGCUGAAAAGAUUAAUAAAUAUAUUAAAAGAGUUGAUAAAUUAUAAUUUACAAUUAAAGAUGAAGAAUAAUAAAUACAAAAUCUCAAAGAAGAAUUUGAAUUAGUUGUGGCUGAAAGAGAUAUAUUAAGUACUUAACUCAUAAGAAGAAUAUCAGAAACUAAUUUACUUUAUGAGAAAAUCAAAAUUAAUGAAAGUACACUUAAGAAAGGAGAAUAAUAAUAUAGAGAAAGAUUAGGAGAUAUAUAAAUGUUAAAAGAAAAGAUAGCUGACUAUAAAAGAGAAAUUAAGGUUUUUAAAAGAGAAGCUGAUACUAUUAAAGAUUUAGAAGGAGAUAUACAUAAUCUAACAAAAGAGUUAACAGAAGAGAAAUUGAAAGCAAAGGCUUUGACAGAAGAAUUAGAAAAUCCAAUGAAUGUACAUAGAUGGAGAAAGUUGGAAGCUACAGAUUCUGAAAAUUAUGAAUUAAUGACUAAAAUUCACAGUCUUUAAAAGAGACUAAUUCAAAAAACAGAGGAAGUUGUUAUUAAAGAGAAGGUUGUAGAAGAAAAGGAAAAGGAAUUAAAGGCUUUGAAAGAUGAGAUGAAACGUAAACCAGGAUUAGAGGAUUAGGCUAUGAUACCUUAUUAUUAAGAUAGUCUUAGGUAGAAAGAAGAAUAAAUGAAAGCUAUGGAUUAGGAGUUGAGUAUGUAUUAAUCACAUAUUAAUGAAUAUAAGUUGGAAAUAGAUAGAAUAAAUAAAGUAAUAAUUUCAUUAAUUUUUUAAGGAAUUACAAAGAGUUAAAUAGAAGUAUUUUAAUUAAAAGAAGAGAGAAUAACAAUAAAGAGAUCUCCGUAUUUAGGAAGAAUAAGGAUAGUCGAUUUAGGUUAUUUUACCAGAGAAAAAAUUUGUGGGUGGUGGUUUUGCUCUAUAAAAAUGA
This is a messenger RNA of Paramecium pentaurelia, 2670 nucleotides long. Lineage: Eukaryota; Ciliophora; Oligohymenophorea; Peniculida; Parameciidae. The record is from the annotation of a GenBank genome assembly.